UAGACGCAGUCACUGGAAACAGAGGACCGUCACUGGAACAAUGCUGUUUGCUGCUCUGCUAUUGAUCUCUGUGAUUUCAAAUUCAUUGGCGCAAGUUUCCAAGAUGGUGAUACGAGCAGGAGUGGGAGAAACAGUCACAAUGGAAUGUCCACAUGCGCCGGAAUGGAGAAACAUAGUCUGGUGUAAAGCAUACUCCUCAAGACAUUGCACUAUCAUAGUGGGAACUGUCACCCAUAAAGCCGAUAGAAGAACAUCAAUCAAAAGACAGAAUGGAUCUGUCUUUGUAACUAUGAGAGAACUUGUGGAGAACGAUUCAGGGAUAUACUCAUGUGGAUAUUUAGAUUUUCAGCACACUGUUCAUGAUUCAGACAUUGUAUUGCUCAAGGUUACCACAGCAGGUUCAUGGACAGCAGACAAUACCACGGUGAAGGGUGUGAUGCAAACUGCCACCAGCCUACACUGCCACUAUGAGCAGCAAUUUAAAUCAUAUGAGAAUUUCCUGUGUAAAGUAACCUCUGUGAAUAGGUGCAGUGUGAUAGCUAGCUCUGAAUACAGCAGCAGAAACCUAACAAUCAUCGUAAACAAUUCCACUGAUUUUGCUGUCACCAUAAAGCAGACCAACGAAGGAGAUAAAGGAGAGUACUGGUGUGGGGUAACACGCACGGUUUACUUUGAGAUUGUGCAGAUUAAAAUCCUGGAGAUUUUUGAAGCAACAAUAAAAAGACCAGAAGUUUCUAAAGACAGAAAAAGCAGCGGCCCACAGAUAUGGUACAUUUUGGUUCCACUUCUGCUGGGACUAUUGGUCUUACUUCUGAUAGUUCUACUUAUAAAGAUUAGAAGAAGACCAUUGAAAACAGUCACUCCUACAAAUAAUAACAGGAACCCAGAAACUUCGACUACAGCCAAGUUUGAAAAAGAAGCUGAAGAUACUGUUACCUAUUCCACAAUCACCAUUCAGCCUUCCACUCAGACUGAAGGAAGUUCGGCAAUUUAUUCCAAUACGAAGGAUCUGAAAGCGCAAAAUGGAGAUGUCGAGAUCCAUUCAUCGGAAUCAGUAGAAUAUUCUGCCCUGUUAUUUAGAUCCUAGUGCAAAUAUGGCACCAUUCAGUUUUCUAGAAAUAUUGUCUUAAGUUAAGAUCAUUCUUCGAAAUAUUUGCAUUACAGAAACUUCAAAGUUAAUUUUAAUUAAUGAAUAAUAUGUAAAAAGAAUUUGCCCAAGAUCUAGAGAACACCAAAAUAUACUAGGGCUUUAAUCUUUGCUUAUCUUUCAUCGAACCCUGAAAACUUGAAGUCAUCCACAUCUCUGUUAACCAUGUCUUAACCUGCACUAGAAAGACUCCAGACACUGAAACCAGAGCAAAGUGCUUUAGAGUUCCAGUGCCUCAGCCACUGUAGGUCAGGCAGCUUCAAUGGAAAGGAAUAAACAGUAAUUAUUUCCACCUGACAUCCUCCAUCAGGACUGGAAAGGAAGAGGGCAGAAGUUAGAAUAACAGGGUGGGAGGGGGAUAGAAGCACAAGCUGGUGGGCGAAGGGUGAAUCUAGGUGAGGGGGUGAGGUGGAGCAGGGAGUAGAAAAGGGAACAAUGUGAGGAGCUGGUAGAUAAUAGUGAAAGGGGCAAAGGACUGAUACCAGCUUCUCACAUCAUUCACCUAUCUGAAUUCAUCUAUUGCCUGCCAGCUUGUAUUCCUUCCCUUAUCCCCACCUUUCUAUUCUGGCUUCUGCCUCCUUCCUUUCCAGUUCUAAUGAAAGGUCUCAAUCUGAAACAUCGAUUGUUCAUUUCCCUCCAGAAAUCUGCCUGACCUGCUCAGUUUCUCCAGCACUUGAUCUGAGAUAUCCUAACAAAACACUGUGCCCCUCUCACCCUGCCUCACUAACUCAUAGUGCCUCCUGAUCAAGUAUUACAAGUUAGAAGUUCCCAUCCUUAUUUUGCCUCAUUAACCUCAGUCUUUCCCACAUCUUUGCUCCUCCUGCUCCACCAAGAUCUCUUGCACACCCCGAAAAUUAAUCUCCCUCCUUUGUCUCUUGGAAAACUAAAGCUUUCACCCAGCUUUUCAUCAUCUGCCCUAAUGCCCUCAUAUGGAAAUACUGUACCUCCAGGAAGGUGGGUGUAUUCAUCAUCUUUGAUUGAUAAUACUCAUGUGUAUCCCUUGGGAUAUUCCUGGUGCAUUAAAGCUUCUACAUUAGUAGGAAUAGUCACUGUUUCUUUUCUCCAUGUUCUCCACCUUCCUGGAAGACAGAAUAAAUAACUACCGUCAUUUCAUUCCCGCAUAGACUAGUAGACAGAAGCAUUUCAAUUCCACAAGAGAUUCUGCGGAUGCUGGAAAUUUUUAUUUUAUUGAGAUACAGUGUGCAACAGGCUCUUCUGGCCCUACAAGCUGCGCUGCCCAGCGGCCACCUCUUUACCCCCAGCCUAAUCACGGGACAGUUUACAAAGACCAACUAACCUACCCACUGUGGGAGGAAACUGGAUCACCCAAAGAAAGCUCAUGCAGUCAUGGGGAGAGCGUACAAACUCCUUACAGACAGCGGCGGGAAUUAAACCUGGGUCACUGGUACUGUAAAGCAUUGUACUAACCAUUCCACCGCCAUGCCCAGAAAAACACACACAACGUGCUGCAGGACAUCAGCAAGUCAAGCAGCAUCUAUGGAAAUGAAUAACAAGUCAACAAUUCGGGCAGAGACCCUUCUUCAGGACUCACCCAUUUGAACAUAGAAUAGUACAGCAUAAUACAGGCCCUUCAGCAAACAAUGUUGUGCUGACCUUUUAACCUAUUCCAUGAUCAAUUUAGCAGAUCUAUCGACAUUAUUAAGUGAAAUAUCUUCCAACAAUUCCUCACCUUGGAUUUACUAACCUCAUCAAUUUCAUCCUCUGAAAUACUAAUUAUUGGACAAACAAGAGAGCAAACAAGUUCCCUAUGUCCACAGAUCGCUGACUAAUAUCAGUCUUGUUCAGUAAAAGUGCCCCUAUGGGUGAAAGCCAUCUUCAGUAACAAACUGGGAUUGCCUAUGUGUUGGGAAAUGUAAGAGCUGGUUGUUGGCCUAAAGGAGCAAGGGGGUAGGGAGCAGACACAACACAUCCUCAUCAUCUGAACUUCUGUAGAAAUGUAAGGACAGCUUCAAGUCCCUAGGCAUCUGUAUCACCUAAUCCCUCAAAACUGAUGUGCUGAUCUAGGAAUCAUAUCAGCACUUUCUUAGAUAUCUGAUUCUCUUGAACUUUUGCAGGUGUAUGUAGUAUAUGUAAUAUUUCAGUAAUCUUUGAGUAACCUUGUAAAUAUAUAGUUGUAUGUAAAAGUACAUAAAUUGCAUACAUUAUCAUGUUACCAUGUGAUAAUGUGUGUGCUUUGCUUAAAGUAAAACACAA
Molecule: messenger RNA, 3361 nt
Organism: Hypanus sabinus (Atlantic stingray)
Lineage: Eukaryota; Metazoa; Chordata; Chondrichthyes; Myliobatiformes; Dasyatidae
Product: polymeric immunoglobulin receptor-like
Exons: 7
Coding region: 41-1087 (348 amino acids)
Cellular component (GO): plasma membrane
Molecular function (GO): transmembrane signaling receptor activity
Source: RefSeq, a predicted model, not a curated record